UGAGCAUUAUUAUUAGUGUUAUGCAUAAUACAUUACACAGAGCAACUUAGGUCAUGGUAAGCAAGGGCUGUGAGGCUAAUUCAUUGUGCUACAAAUCCCUAUGAAGAUAAUACAAGGCAUAGAAAAAGCGUACAGCUCUACCUGAAAAGGUGUUUCAACUUCUGAGCAUGCCAAUGGGCCCCCGUGUAUGGUAAACAUUUGAAUAGUCUGUCACGACUUGUUAAUAUGAAGAUGAAUUGCAUUUUUAUUCUGAUGCUCCAGAUGAUAAAUAAUCCUCGCCAAAACAGGAGAAUGUUCAUCUUAGUUUAGCAUGUUAGCAUCCUGCUAUCGGUGAGAUGUGCCUAAGACUGUUCUUGUACUCCGUUUCCAAAUGUUUGUAGGACCGUCUGCGUCAAAGUGGCACAAAUAUGUUCUGAGGAAAUAUCACAUCAUAACAAGUGGCCUGAAUAAUUAGAAAUCAUUCAAGGAGGAUACGGUUUCAUGUCAUUUAGUCAAAACCAAGCGAAUCUUGUCUGCUCUCCAUUUAGAUGUCUGAAUCUAAUCCAAUUAAUGCGAUAACAAUGUUGUAUAACACCUCUCAUUUCUCUGUGUUCCUCUAGUGUGUGUGCCCCCACUUCCUGCAUUAGGUUGUGAUGACCCACACUGCAUCCAAAUGUUUCUUUGACCCUCCUCAAACCUGACUCCUAACCUCUAACCCCUGACCUUUGACCCCCUCACUAUGGGCAGUGUUGGCAGUGGGGUGGCAGGCGAGCAGGAAUUUGCCAUGAAGUCCGUAGGCACGAGGACCACGCUGCCCCGAGCUCCGCCCCUCUCACGCCGUUGCCCUGGUGACCGCAGCUGCAGCGCAGAGCGUCUGCCCCGCCCCCCCGCAACUAUAUCUGACGGGACGGCCUCUAGCGACGAGCGAGGGAGCGUUAGUAUCGGCACCGGCACCUGUACUGACCGGCCUACUGAAACGGCCUCCACCACCAACACGGAAUGUACCAUGGCGGCGCCCAACAACAACAGCCAGCUGGAGUGCAGCAACGCGGCCCUCAGGAGGGAGUGGGAGAGGGAGAGGCAACGAGAACGGGGGAGAGACAGGGACCGGGACCGAGACUGGGACCGGGAGAGGUUGGAUAGGGAGCGCGAGCGGGAGAGAAACCGGGAGAGAGAGCGGGAACGGGUGGAGAGAGAGAGACUGGAGCGAGAGCGAGAAAGGGAACGGGAGAGGGCCCGGGAGAGGGAGAGGGAAAGGAUCGAGAGGGAGAAGAUCGAAAGGGAGAGGGAGCGAGAACGGGAACGUGAGAGGGAGAGGGAACGAGAGAGGCUGGAGGGGGAACGACUGGAACGGGAGAGAGAGAUGCAGGCCGCCGGUCUGGAUGUCUGCGGGAACGUCGUGGGCCGAGGAGCGAACGAGAGGAGCAGCGUUGGGGUGAACCAGCACCAGCAUAGAGAGAUGGUCGCGACCAGAACAGACGGUGAAAACAACCCAGCGGGACACAACCCACCCAAAAUCAUGGCGGUGUCAGGAAAACUGGAGCAGGCAAUGCAGAGAGACUCCGGCCUUGUUCGUCCCUCUGCCUUCAAACCGGUGGUUCCGAAAAGUUUUCACUCCAUGCAGAACCUUGUGGGCCAGGCAGGCGGGGCUGGGAGCGAGGGCAAAAGCGAGGCGAGGGGCGAAGGCUUCUGUGAGGGGAGAGGUGGCAGGAGAGGCAGGGAUGGUGGAGGGGGAGAGUCAGGAGAAGUGCCGGAGGCCCUCCUCCUGGACCAGGAAAGCCCGGUGAGGGUCAGCAGAGGUGAGGGUGCGGGAAAUCCGAAUGAGGUGGUUCAGGGCGGAAUGUCCGACUCAGGCAGGAACUCUCUGACAAGCCUGCCCACCUACACGGGUUCGGGUUCUGGUUGUGGACCUCCAGCCGUACUGGGACCGCUAAGUGCUUCCACAAGCCACAUCAACAGGUUGGGCAUGGCUGGGGCGGCAGCGGGCUUGGACAAAAUGGAAAAGCCCGGCUACCAGAACGGGCUUUGUGCCUCAGACAGCGGCCGAUCUUCGUCAGGGAAGAGCUCCUCUUCCUGUCAGAGGCUGAGUCACAUGAGUGACGCACCGGGACCAUUACGGCCCUCCCCUUCCUCGGAUGACAUCAUCCAGGACCUGGAGGACCGCUUGUGGGAGAAAGAGCAAGAGGUGCAGCACAUGCGCCGCAACCUGGACCAAAGUGAAGCCGCCAUCAUUCAGGUGUUUGAGGAGAAGCAGCGCGUGUGGGAGCGCCAGAUGGACGAGCUGAGACAGAACUACGCCUCGCGCUUGCAGCAGGUGACGCGGCGCGCACAGCGCUCGCAGACUGCUCUGCAGGCCCAGAUAACCCGUUUGUCCCAAGACAAGAGAAGACUCCAGGAGGAGAUGGCAGCCCUGCUUGCCCAACGAGAGGAGCUGGAGAGAAAGUGUUUAGAUUACAGGAAGGAGCAGGCUGACAUAUUGCCACGUCUGGAGGAGACCAAGUGGGAGGUGUGUCAAAAGGCCGGCGAGAUCUCCCUGCUGAAGCAGCAGCUGAGGGAAAGUCAAGCUGAGGUGACGCAGCGGGCCGGAGAGAUGGUGGCUCUGAGGGGCCAGCUCAAGGAGCUCAAUGCCCAGCUGAGGGAGCAGGAAGAGGCCAUGCUCGGACUGAAGGAGUCCUACAGCGCCAAGACUCUGGAGCUGGAGAAGUGCGAGGCGGACCUGAGGAGGACUCUGUCAGAGGUGUCCAUCCUGCGAGAGAAGCUUGGUGUUUUCGAGGCAGAGGUGUUGAGUCUAAAACGAGCCCUGAAUGAAUUCAGCAGAGGGGCCGAGGUCGUCAUGAGCCCAAAUUUAGCUGCUGCGGGACUUUUGCCACCCUGGGGAAUCGUCCACUGUCCGCGUACUCCCGGCGAUCAAUCUACCAACUCCCUGCCGCCGACGGCCGACACCCUGCUGAGUCUUCAGAGUGACGAAGCCAAAGCCCAGAGGCAGGAGGCUCAGAGGCAGCAACGCGAGGAAGCGCAGUGGCAACAGCACCAGCGUCAGGACGCCCACACGCAGCAGGACAUGCAGAUGCGGCAGGACGCUCACCUGCGCCACGAAGCUCAACUCCGCCAGGACGCACACCUCCGUCACGAGGCCCAGCUGCGCCAUGAGGCCCAGCUGUGUCAGGAGGCCCAGCAGCAACGGCAGCAGGACGCUCACUGGGACGAGGCGGGCGAGCUGCGCAGGCAGCUGGAGCAGCUGCAGGCCGCCCUGCGCCUCGAGCGGCAGCAACGCGAGCGCCAGGCUCUCAACUUUGACCAAGAGCGACACACCUGGCAGGACGAGAAAGAGCGGGUACUGAAAUACCAAGCCCAGUUGCAGCUGAGCUACGUAGAGACCCUGCAGAAGAACCAGGCUUUGGAGAAACGGAUGAGCCAGCUGGGAAACAAACCCAGCACCGCGUGCACCGUCCCCACCACCAUUGUCACCAACACUUCCCCUUCCUCCUCCUCCAGUUCGCCGCCUCCACAAUCGCUCUCAGCUCUGUCUCCUCAACCACCAUCCUCACUCCCCGGCCCCAUCACUCUCACCCUGUCCCCGCCCUGUGAAGACCAGAAGGGCCCGCCUUCACUCCACCAGCUCGCCCCUCCUUGGGCAGGACCUUCACGCCUGGAGAGGAUAGAGUCCACUGAAAUUUAAGAAAAAUACACGCAGGAAAAUGCCCAGUCAAAACACUGAUGCAACACAUGCAUCACAUCAUGUUGUAAGAGCAUUACAGCUGACCACAUAUACAUAAAAACACAAUAUUUGAAGGUGCAAGCAGGUGAUUAAAAUGGGAAGUGCAUCCAUUUUCUAGGCAGCCUUUCGCUCACAAGUUGCACAGCACUUCCUGCAUUAUCAGAAUAAAAGUGUUCUACACUGCAGGACAACAAACUGACAAUGUUUAGGUGACAGCACUACCACAGCGGUCGUUUAUUUCAUGCCAGUGCCAGGAAAAAAAACAAAAACAAAACAAGACAAUCAGGGAUAUUGUCAGAAAUUGCAACAAGAGUAUUAUCAUUAUUAUUAUGAUUAUUAUUAUUAUUAUCAUGCGAUAUUUAUUACUCAUUGUAAGUCUGUCUCAGUCGUAUAACGUACAAGUAGAACUAGUGGUCAGAGUGUGUGACGUUAACCUGCAUUUUUGGCCAGAGAGCGCCUUACUCCAUCUUGUCCAGCAUGUAUAAGAGAAUAAGUAUUGCUGGAAUUAAAAACAAAAACAAGUGUGAAUUAAAUUUUCAGUGCUUUGAUUAUCAAUAUAUAUCUGUAUCUAUGUAGAUCAAUCACUUAUUCGACAUUAGGCGACAUCCCAUUGAAGUCGGUUUUCAUUUCAUGCACAAUGUCCAACAUGCAUGAGUCAAACCAUAUCCUCAAAUACAACAGAGCUUAUAUUUUCUAAAAUAAUACUAUUGAAAAUAAACUGAAUAUAUGUUUAGCUGAUAAUCAACCCAAUCCAAAUGUUAUGGAGUCGAAAGAGUUUACCUUCACCUGCGGUGACUAAAUAUGAACCCUAGAGGUCGGUGUUGAUCCAUAAUGGUGCUCCGAGAUGACUUUCUUUCCUUCUUAAACUGUAAAACAGUGGAAACAAAUGAAUGGAAGCACACCAUCUCAAUUUGCUUAAUGUCAGGAAAAAAAAUCCCAAAGUAAAAAAAUAAAAUAGAGAAUGUAUGAUGUACAAGAAAUAGAUAUUUAUAAUUAUAGAUUGUACGUGUGCGUGUGUGUGUGUGUGCGCGCGCGCGCGCGCCAGUUUAUAAAUGAUGAUAGAGAGACUAGUGGCAAUACUGCAAGUAAAUCUAUAUUAAGAAAGAAUUAAUUGAUUUUUGUUAAAUAGAGUAAAAUGGACAUGAAGGGAAGCGGGUGUUCGAUUUUGUGCAUUUGUUUAACUGCGUAGUUUAUUUAGACUGAACAGUGGGAGCAUUCAGCCUAACUGCACUACAUCAUGUCCAGUUGACAUGUACAUUAGAAUCCAGUGUGAAUACCAUUGCUUUUACAUGUGGUGUACAUGCCAGCAUACAAAGAUGUUGCUCAAGAAUAUUAACGUAUCGCUAGGGUAUCACAUAGUAUUAUCAUGUUUAUUACUGUUAUUAUAAAUAUGGUGACAAAGAAAAUGUGCCAUUGAGUUUUUCUUUGUGUUUUUUUUUUCAACUGUAUAGAUAGCCUAUUGGUUUGUCAUAUGGAGGUGUAACCAUAGCAACCUUGUCCAAAAAAGAGAAAAGAUGCUCCUUUUGAUGUAGGUGAUAAAUGUAGUUGCAGUAUUGCAUUGUUUAGAGAGCAAAAUGCUAUCAAUUUUAUACAUGUUUCAGUUUUAUUGUUUAUGUUAUCAGUAUUGUUCUGGCUUGAUUAAAACCACAUCUUUGUAAAGAUCAACUGACUGAAUAAAUGUGAAUAAUUCAGCUA
This is a messenger RNA of Hippocampus comes (tiger tail seahorse), 5392 nucleotides long. Its product is annotated as leucine zipper putative tumor suppressor 3-like. The coding region runs from base 719 to 3658 and encodes 979 amino acids. The record is from RefSeq and is a predicted model, not a curated record. Gene Ontology annotation, cellular component: dendritic spine. NCBI's taxonomy places the organism in Eukaryota, Metazoa, Chordata, Actinopteri, Syngnathiformes, Syngnathidae. The transcript has 9 exons. Gene Ontology annotation, biological process: regulation of dendritic spine morphogenesis.